AUGUGUAUUUUGUCCGAGAGCGAUUUGAAUAAGAUGAAGAAAGGCUUGAUGAUUGCAGAAAUCAUCGUCAUCGUUGUUCAAGCACUCCUCAUCUACUCAAUCUGGUAUGGCUGCUGCUGCAAACGACUCAAGAAAGACAAAAGCAGUUCAACAUCCUCUUCAUAA
Messenger RNA from Trichomonas vaginalis G3, 165 nucleotides. RefSeq lists its product as uncharacterized. The record is from RefSeq and is a predicted model, not a curated record. NCBI's taxonomy places the organism in Eukaryota, Parabasalia, Trichomonadida, Trichomonadidae. The transcript has a single exon. Bases 1 to 165 code for a protein of 54 amino acids.